CAGCCUCGUCCAUCUGAUAUAGGUAUUUAUAUUCUCUUGUAUUUCAACAUCGAAUUCCCUACCAAUGUCAACGCUUUUGAGGAUACAGUCAUGUGCUCGUACAAACCGACGAGAUGUGAUCUCUGCGAGCAAUGUUCUCAGAGGACUUAAGACAAUAUCACAGGGUCAUGAUUCUCAAAUACCCCAAUAUAUGAAUUUUCCUUCUACUAAACUCUGCUACCACUGGGACACUUUACCACCCACGGAAGCUCAACUUGUGCACGCAAAUGGAUUCUUCACCAAAAAGCCUCCCAAGCACUUAUGGUCUACAUCGCAAUUCUAUGCCAUGGAGUUUGGAGACAGCUCCGAAGUUUGUUUCUUAGGACGAUCAAAUUACAUACUGACACUGGCAUGUUGUAGGUUGGCAAAAUCAUCUCUUCUCAACGCUCUGAUGAACACCAAGGCAGCAUAUACCAGUUCGAAACCUGGGCGAACUCGGUCUAUGAAUGCAUUUGCGAUUGGAGGGCAUGAAGGGUCUGAAGAUAAUAGUGGGCGAUUAGUGGUACUGGAUAUGCCAGGAUAUGGACACGGUGGUAGACCUGAAUGGGGAAAAGAAAUCAUCAAAUAUUUGGAGAAGAGGAAACAGCUGAAACGAGCUUUCGUACUAAUUGAUGCCGAGCACGGAAUCAAGGAAAGUGAUCGUGUGAUGCUGCAAAUGUUGCGGGCACAGAAAGUACCCCAUCAAGUGGUGUUAUCAAAGAUUGAUAAGAUGUUGUUUGCUUCAAACACGAAGAAAAUCCCGAGCAGUGAUAAUUUGAAGAAUAGGAUGACCCGCCUAGACAAACUCUUGCAAGAGACAAGAGAAAUGAUCGAGCCGGAUCCAGAGUCUGAGGACGCUGAUUCUAUGACUGGAGAGAUACUAACAUGCACAUCUGAGAAAUGUGCUGGAAGGAAAUAUGGGCAUGAUGCGGUCAGAUUUGCAAUGCUAAGGGCUGCGGGUCUACACAUCCAACCAAAAAUCAAGCUAGCCAAGCAAGUGGAUAUCAUUUCGCACGAAGAACUAUUCGAGGGAUUGAAUACUGCAGACUGA
Botrytis sinoallii is the source of this 1069-nucleotide messenger RNA. RefSeq lists its product as uncharacterized. Gene Ontology annotation, cellular component: mitochondrion. Gene Ontology annotation, molecular function: GTP binding. NCBI's taxonomy places the organism in Eukaryota, Fungi, Ascomycota, Leotiomycetes, Helotiales, Sclerotiniaceae. The transcript is spliced from 2 exons. The coding region runs from base 65 to 1069 and encodes 334 amino acids. The record is from RefSeq and is a predicted model, not a curated record.